CCGGAAUGUAAACGCCAAGGGAAGCCCGUCAUGAAGUUGCGCCUCCUGCACCUCGCCCUCACCUUUCUGUCGCUUUUCCUACUAGCACUGGGUAUCCUCCUUUACUCCAAACACAGAGUCCCAGAUGCAGACCCGGUCGCUUAUUGCGCCGACUGCUUGAACUAUGCCAGUCGUAUCAAUGACAUGAUUGUUCGUGUGCCGGAUGUGCGCGGCAAUAAGCAGUUCUUUCGAUAUGCCUGUGACUGGUCCUGUCGGAACAACUUGCUUACCUCCGGGCGUUGUCCCAAGUACCGGAGGAGCUUUUUGGACCACACUGACAGGUAUAUGUUUGAGGUGGAGGAUCCUCCGGAGGCGUGCAGGGGGAUUAGGGCUUGUCCAUAACUUCUUUUCUAUUUGCGUGAGAAUCGUUGCAUUUCUUAUGUAUGGCGUGGUUUGUUUGCAGUGCUGCUGCGGGUUUCAGUAUAGCAACUGUUGGUGUACAUAUGAACAGAAAGUCGGAAGGAGAUGUGAUUCGUCAGAUGUCGGUAUUUUGGACAUGAUAUGUCCACUUCAGAUCCCGAAGACAUCAAUGCCGUGAGAAACCAGAACGACUACGCUGGCACAGGUCCUCUUCCCUCGGCAACACCCAGUAAG
This is a messenger RNA of Aspergillus steynii IBT 23096, 633 nucleotides long. RefSeq lists its product as uncharacterized. The coding region runs from base 31 to 381 and encodes 116 amino acids. The record is from RefSeq and is a predicted model, not a curated record. Lineage: Eukaryota; Fungi; Ascomycota; Eurotiomycetes; Eurotiales; Aspergillaceae. The transcript has 2 exons.